AUGCUCCUCCAUCCCUCCCUGAAUCAUCACAUCACACCAGCUGCGGACGACCCGUGCAUGGUGAGGGCAUACAAGUACCGCAGCGAGGUGGGGCCGGUGCUCAACCCGUGCAGCAGCUAUCAGUCAUACCAAGUGUAUUUCUUUCAAGUCGGCUCAAAUUGCUCCAUCUCUCCCUCCCUGCCAUGUCCUAACAGCUGCGGACGACCCCUGUUUGCUGCGGACGACCCCUGUUUGGUGAGGGCAUACAAGUACAGCAGCGAGUCGUCAUCAGUGCUCAACCCGUGCGGUAGCUUCCAGUGCACCCCUGACGGCACCUCCAACCACUGCGCCUGCACGGCGCCCUUCAAGGAGGUCACCAACGCUGACGGCACGCGCUCAUGCGCUUACAGUGAGUGUGACAUUGUUGGUGGUGCUUGUGUGCUCUGCUGGAUGAACGUGUGCAGGAGCAGCACGCGCAACCCUUGUGAGACAGGCACGUGCAUGGACGAUGGCCAGGGCGCCUACACGUGUGUGUGCCCGCCCACACACACCCCCGAUACCACCAUUGACGGCUUCCCCACCUGCUCCAAAGGCAAGGUGCUCAAGGUGCCUGCACCCAAUAAUCUGCCCGCCUGCUCUGCUUACUACUACACUUACUCAAGCGACACAUGUGCCUUCCUGGCCCUCUCCUCCUCCACACUCGAGCAACUCAACCCGGACCUCGACUGCGGCUCACCGCUCCCCGCCUUGCACUCCCUCUGCAUCGAGCGCAACGCGCGUGCCGCAGCCAGCAUCCCCAGCUGCCUGGUGACCACCUUCAUCACCACCCAGGCCAGCUGCAGCCAGACACUGGAUGCGUCCAAGGGGGCGAUUUCUAUGGUGGAGCUUUACCGCAUGAACCCUGGGCUCGUGUGCAGUAAUGCCGUGCCCACGCCUGCGGGGGUUCCUGGUGACAAGCUGGGAGUGACGGUGAGUGAGCCUGGUUGGUUGGGAUGGAUUGUGGGUGCAGUGGUUGUAGUUCCUUUCAGGUUCCUCACACUCCCUCUGCGCCGCGGCCAGCAUCCCCAUCUGUCUGGUGACCACCUUCAUCAGCACCCAGGCCGGCUGCAGCCAGACAGUGGACGCGUCCAAGGGAGCCCUCUCCAUGGUGGAGCUCUUCAGGAUAAACCGGGGGCUCGUGUGCAGUAA
Molecule: messenger RNA, 1167 nt
Organism: Closterium sp. Naga37s-1
Lineage: Eukaryota; Viridiplantae; Streptophyta; Zygnematophyceae; Desmidiales; Closteriaceae
Source: the annotation of a GenBank genome assembly